Messenger RNA from Pteronotus mesoamericanus, 3567 nucleotides. RefSeq names its product R3H domain and coiled-coil containing 1 like (gene R3HCC1L). The record is from RefSeq and is a predicted model, not a curated record. Bases 436 to 2796 code for a protein of 786 amino acids. NCBI's taxonomy places the organism in Eukaryota, Metazoa, Chordata, Mammalia, Chiroptera, Mormoopidae. The transcript has 11 exons.
CGGCGCUGGCGGGGGGCGGAGUGGAGGCCUGUAGUGCGCCGGGUCGGCGCGAGCGGAAGAGUAAAUAGCAAGAUCUUCGAGCAGGCGGCGGAAGCGGAGAGUGGCGGCGCCCCCGGUGAGGCUGCUGUGUCUAUCAGAAGGGAACUUUGGUACCAUUUUCCUUCAGAGUCUAUCUGUUCUGGUUUUAUUAUUCAAAAAAUAAAUGUUACUUACCUGCCACCCUUUCUGCAGUACCACACUGGUUUGAUUACUUUACAAAUCAGCUUGAUAAUAUCUGAAAUCUAACACACUUCGGGACGGUCUGUGGAGAAGAUUCUGUGAGUGGAUACUUCAUUCUUCAGGCAGUAGCCCCCAUAGUGACCAAGAUAAAGAACUUUGUAAUCAUUUUGUCAUCAGAACACGGAGACCCCUAUAGAAGUUUAUUGAGGUGGUACCAUGCAGCAAGAAGCAGCAAGAUGCAGAGUUCGAGCCAAAAGGCCUGACAUGGCACUUUAUGUACCUAAAGCUCGAAGGGGUGUAGUACUCCUCAAGACAGGGGAUGAGGAAAAAAACUGUGGUCUACCUAACUCUACAGUGAAAGAAGAACAAAAAGAAGAUCAUCUCUCCGAAAAGGAAAUCUUCAGAAACAAACCUAAGUCUCAAAGACUAAAUAUUUGUCCUGAUAAAAAGGAGCACAAUUGUAGAGAAGGAAAGAAAUCUUUAACAAAAUUAAGAAAAGACACAUGCCUUCAAGGCAACAAUAAAGAUAGGGUUUGUACUAAGAGGGGAACCACAGAAUCCAAAGAAAUAUUAUCACAAGAACAUCAGCAAGGAGUGUUAAAUUCUGGGACUGUACCUAGUAAAUCUUUACAAAGGCAUUUUAAGCCAAAGAAGGUGGAAUGUUUGGAGGUUGAAACCACAGAUGUGACAAGACAUGAGAGGUUGCUUCUUCCUCAGUCUUGUUCAGAAAUUGGUGAGUCUUCAGUUCUAAACAAGCCACUCCAAAAUGUGGAAUUCUGGGAUUUCAGUGGGCUUGAACUAAAUGGGGAAACAUUUGAAAACAGAGGUUUAGAAAGCAGAAUUGAAACUGAUGCCAAGGUUGUAGAGAUACAGUCUCAAUUUCCUGGAGUUCAUAGUUCUGUUUUGAGACCUGAGAGUAUGAUCACACCAUUAAAACUAAGCUGUGAUUCUGGAAUUGUGCAACAAGGCAUGCAAACAUCAGGUGGAAUGUUAAAGCUCAGCAGUGGAGGCAUCAUCACUAUUCCUGUUCCUGGAAGUCUAGAUGGUGUCACUGAUCAAACUUCUGUAGACUUCGAGGCUGACGAUGUUGGUGAUGCAGCCAACAGUACAGAUUUCAUCUUGGGUCAGAAGGGUAUAGAUUCCAUUCCUGAGACAGUGGGUCACAUCUCUGAUAAAAUGACUUUAGUCAAUAAAUUAGAGAGCACAAAUGGCAUUUUUGAUCCAACAAUGACUAGAGGCUGUGAGGAGAAUGAUUGCACUGAUAAUGAGUUACGUGUAAAGUAUAAACCUUCUGAAUCAGCUGCCCUUGCCCAUGAAACAGAUACAGGUAAUGGGUUUAAGACUAUAGGCAACAUUACAAAUAAGGCAUGUAUGAUGGACAUUACAGAUACCAUAUCGGACCAAAUAACUGUAGAUAACCCUUGUGUCAUUGCAGUUGGAAUGGGUGAUGAAGCUUAUAGCAACACAAGUAAUUUCUCAGAUUAUUUAGAAAUGAGUUCAGAUAUAGCCUCUCUUCAUGUAGCUAGAAGUGAGAAUGGCACUGAAAGUUUCGGCAACCUGACUGCUUGCUCAGAUAUUUAUGCUGAGAGUCUUUCAUCUAGCUUCACCAAGUCAACAGGAAAGUUGAUAGAGAAUUCGUCAGAUUGUGCUUCAUCCUUGCCUAUAAAGAAGAUUGCUGGUAGUAACUGUAACACCUUUUUGGACUCUGAACUCAGUGUGUUAAAUGGGAUGAAAGUAUUUUCAGAUAGUGCCUUGGGCAGUGAUCAAGAUUGUACUGGUGAUAUAACAGAGGCCUUGCAUGAACUGAAAACUGCUGAAGAGUUCAAAACAAAAGACGAAGAUGACUCAGAGAACAUAGAAUUUAGUAUAUCCUUUCCUGAUACAGAAUCAGUUUCUGUAGAGACAUCCAUGGAACCAAAAGCUACUGAAACUUCUCACAUGGAGGGAAGUGCUGCUACUGAGGAGAGCUGGGAGUCCAUGUUUAAUGAUGAUGGUGACUGCCUGGAUCCACGCCUGCUACAAGAGUUAUCAGGGAAUAUGAAGACUAGGAAAAGUAUCCAGGAACCUAGAUUUGAUUAUUACAACAGUGAAAUUCCUGAUAUUGACCUCAGUGAUUGUGAAUUUCCACAUGUCAUUGAAAUUUAUGACUUUCCCCAAGAAUUUCGUACUGAAGACCUCCUACGGGUUUUCUGCAGUUAUCAGAAGAAGGGAUUUGAUAUUAAAUGGGUGGAUGAUACACAUGCCCUAGGAAUAUUUUCCAGUCCGAUUACAGCUCGUGAUGCUCUUGGUAGUAAACAUACCAUGGUGAAGAUCCGGCCCUUGUCACAGGCCUCAAGAGCAGCCAAGGCCAAAGCUAGAGCUUAUGCUGAGUUCCUCCAGCCAGCAAAGGAGCGUCCUGAGACUUCUGCAGCCCUAGCCAGAAGGCUAGUCGUCAGUGCCCUUGGGGUUCGAAGUAAGCAGAGCAAAACUGAACGGGAAGCCGAACUCAAGAAACUGCAAGAAGCCCGAGAGAGAAAACGGUUGGAAGCCAAGCAACGAGAAGACAUCUGGGAAGGCAGAGACCAAUCUGCAGUUUGAACAUCAAUCAAUGAAAGGGAUAAUUUCAUGAAUUCAGAAAAUAUUUCCACAGUCUUCGGAUAAGAGGAUCCUUCCAGAAUUCUGUGUACAUGCCGAUGUGCUUGUUAAUGAAAGAGAGAGAUAAAGUGAUCAAGACAAGGACUGGCUGGUGUAGAAAGAAGACAAACUCCCACCUGUCUUCAUUCCUAAAUGCAGUUCUUGGUCAUCACCUUAACUAUGUUGGGCAUAAAGGGGAGCCGUCAGCUGGGAAGAAAACUUGGGAAAUGUGACUUCCAGGAAUUCUCUGGCCAGGGCAAGUCAUGUUAGCGUGGGUCACACUUCCAAGAUGUUUUAAGCAAAUAUGAAACAGAGGAUUCAAACUGGUGAUGACGGGAGAUUUAGGCCCUGCAAAACCAGGGUGUUCUUUAGUACCUCACAAAGCUGAGAACAGCAGUAUUGAGGGGGAGGGGAGGGAGCAGCUAGACCAAAGAGACAGAACAGUAUCUGGUAUACUUGGGAUUCACAGAAUCUACACUGCCAGUUCCAGAGCUCCAAAAUCGGUGACCUACAACAGAUGUGGGUAUUUGGACUACAGAGUUUGUACUCAGUUAGCUGAGUGCCUGGGGCUGCAGAGCAGCCAGAGACAUGCUAACUUCAUUCCUCCUAAGAAACCAGUCUUGGGAGCUCUUUGCCGGUUCCAGUUUAAGCAGUACUAUCAUGUUUUAAGAGGGAGACAUUAAAGUCCAUUUUAUGACCUAGAUCACUCUGGUGUUUGUCAGUUUUGUCAUUCCC